Cladocopium goreaui is the source of this 981-nucleotide messenger RNA. The record is from the annotation of a GenBank genome assembly. Lineage: Eukaryota; Dinophyceae; Suessiales; Symbiodiniaceae.
GACGUGGCACGGCGCGGCGCCGGCGUCGCGUCCGCUCUCGUCGCGUUGCUUCUUGCGGCUCCCAGCGCUGCCAGAAGCAGCGGCCGCGCCAAGGAGAAUGGGCCCUUCACCUUUCAGGACUCCACCCCUGAGGAGCUUCUCGAAGCGGUGAAGGCCUUAGAGGCACCUUCAAGGUCUCCCGAAGCAGUGCUUGCAGCCAUCGACGAGUUUGCUUGGCAGAAGCAAUGGCUCAUGAACGUUGGUGACGUGAAGGGUCGAGUGCUGGACGCGGCGCUCAAGGAGGCCCUAAGAUUGAACUCAGGGCGAGCUGCUUUCACCGCGCUGGAGCUUGGUACCUACUUGGGCUACUCUGCGGUACGUUUGGCCCGCUUGCUGCCUCCUUCAGGGAGGCUCUUUAGCAUCGAGAAGGAUGAAGAAAAGUUGAGGGUGGCAACGGAGGUGCUGAAGAUUUCCCAGCUCAAUACGAAGGUGACGUUGCUGGCGGGCACGGCGGUGGCUCAAACUGCGGAGCUGGUGCGGAGGAAUGUCAAGUUGGACUUUGUGUUUAUCGAUCACAGGAAGCAGGACUACCUCCCUGCAUUGCUUCGAUUGGAGGAAGCUGACCUCCUCAAUCCCAGAGCCGUGGUCGUGGCAGACAAUGUGGGUCUCAUGGAGAUCAACGACUAUGCGGAGUAUGUGCGCAGCUCUGGCAAAUACCUUAGUGCAUUUGUGGAGUCAGAGGUGGAAUACUUCUCAGAAGAUGAUCAGAGGGGGCGCGGGCCGCUGACCGAUGGAUUGGAGGUCUCGGUCUUCCUGGGCAACCUCUCCAUGCAGAGUGUGGCUGCGGAGAAGGGCGACCCUGCCAGGCGGAUGACUACCAACAAGACAUGCGGACAUUUACUGGCUUCCUAUGCAGACGUGCGGAGCUCCCACAUCUAUGACUCCUACAUGACCAGUGAACCGGUGCUGGAAGGAUUGCAACGGCUGGAAAAUGACGCUUGA